Messenger RNA from Vespula vulgaris, 2862 nucleotides. RefSeq lists its product as uncharacterized. The coding region runs from base 1 to 2862 and encodes 953 amino acids. The record is from RefSeq and is a predicted model, not a curated record. The transcript is spliced from 13 exons. NCBI's taxonomy places the organism in Eukaryota, Metazoa, Arthropoda, Insecta, Hymenoptera, Vespidae.
AUGGAGGAAUUAUUUCAAUUAAAGUCAGAAAAUCUGGAUCACUUGUUGCCACGAAUAAAAAGGAAUUUAAUGUUGCCGAAGGAGAAAUCGCAAAUGUCUGCGUUGGAACAACUGACGGUUCUUCUAAAAUCUCAAGUCCAUGCCAUUCGAAGUAGCGUUUUUACGAAGCUCAUCAAAUUCGAUAUAAUUUCGACUCUGUGUGACGUUUUAAAGACUUUUCGGGAACCGCUUAUAACACCCGCUCUCGAGUGUUUGGCAUUAGCGAGCGAACAUCGAAAGUUUUACGAAAGUCAGGUCGCCGCGGAAGCUGUGAGCUCUUUGCUUCGUCUUGCGCAUUACGUUGGAAUGUCCACGGAUGUAGAAAUAUGUCCUUCUUUGGAAAAGCUCCUUCGUGCUAUUCGCGAUAUAUUAUUCAAGUACGCGAAAAAAUUAGGAAUUGACGUCGACAACGUAUGCGCUAUCAAUCAAAUUUUUUCGUUCAUCAAGGAGACGAGCCAAAGAUGCUUAUCCUAUGUAUUAAGGUUUACGAUUAUCGACGUUUUAAACGUCGUACUCGAAUACGUAACUUUGGACGGGUGCGAAAACGAAGAUGAGAGAUUGAUUAUCGAUGUUUGCAACGAGUCGAUAAAAUCGAUGAAAGAUAUCCUGGAGCAUGAUUACGAGGAAGAGUACGCAGCGACGAACGCUAUUGUCGGUUUAUGCUGCCUUUGCGCUUCCAGCAUACGAUUUUGCGACAAGGAUUAUCUGACGGACGUUGACGAGGUUGGUAAUAUGACUCCGAUGCGGGACAAAAUAUCUCUCGCAAAGACUAUUUAUGCAAUCGUUAUGUAUACCAUCAUACCGCCUGGACGCCGAAUAACGUGUAAUUAUGUAUUCGCUCUCGAACAGAACGUACGCUUGGAUCAAGAGAAUUCCUUCAAAUGUUACAAUAGUUUUGUUUCCUGCCUCAACAACAUGUACGAUAUGAGAGAUUUUAGACAAGAGGAUAUAGCUAAUCAUUUAGCAGGAAACGGUUAUCUAAAAUAUUUCUUACGUCUUAGCGCGCAACUUUCGUUUUUUAAUCAGAUAAAAAAAUCCUUCAGAUCGCACCAACGACGAAGUAUUUGUAUCUUAUUGACGCGGACAUUGAUCGCUUUAGCAAAAUAUUCUUUAUCGAUCGACAAGUUGCCCGAGGGCGUCAAUGUGUUUUCAAGUAGGAUGUUCGACGGAUUUCUCUCUCUGCCGAGUGAUCUCGAGCAGUGGACCGACGUAGUUGCGAUUCCCGAUGACCGUAAUACAGCUUUAAUGAUCUCUCUCUACUAUCAUUAUCAUGCGACUAGGGAACUCGACAUGAUUUCGUUCGAAUCUCUGAUUAAAAGGCUGUUGAUACUAGAGGACCUUCGAUCGAUAACCGUACCAACUCUAAAGCCAUUAUGGUUUUUAUUCGCUGUAUCAUUUUUGUCUCAUCCAUCACCGGACAAAAACUGCGAAUACGGAAAUGCGGUGAAAAAAUUAACAAUGGCUUUACAAUACUCGGAAUUAAGCCAGUGUUACACUCAUCAUAUCGAGCUCUUACAUUUCUCUCUUAAAUGCCCAGAGAUAACGAACGACUUACGAUACAGAGUGAUGGAUAUGUGGCUGAUAGAAUCGGACGGUGACAUCGCACCUCUCUUGAAGCUCGAUUGUCACAGCGUCGUUAGGCAUUGUUUACUGAUUAUAGUACAAAAUGGAAGUCUCGAUGGCGUCGUUCGCUUAGCUGUAAAAGGAAUACGUCAAUCAAUGCAGAUUGGUAAUUGCGACGAGAUCGCCGAUAUAGUUUGGAACAUGCUUCCAAGUGUUCUGUUGUCCGGCAGUCCAAAUCGAAUUGAACAUAUUGAAGCGGUGCUUGAACUAUCUAGUACGUUGGAGCCUCGUUAUUUGUCAACAAAUACAAUGAAGAUGUGCGCAGAUGCUCUCAUAAAAAUGAUUUUAACCGAGGACGUAGAUGUCAAUUUUCAGAAAUUACUUGUAAAGCAGGCAUACAUCGUACUUGUCGCUUCUACGGCACGCAAUUAUCUAAAAAGUGAGUGGCAUCGAAAGGAUCAGGCUAAAAUAAAACGGUACGGGAAGAAUGUGCGUUUUACAGUUCUUUCAAAGUACGUGAAUGAGACGAAAUUAUUGAAGAAAUUACGCGAUUAUGCGUUUUCCAAAGACGAGUCGAUAUUAUCUGCAAUUUCGUUGAAAUUCCUCGCUUUUAUUAUUCAUUUUCAAUCACGAUCUUCGAUCGAGUGCGUCAAACCCGUAACGAUCGAAAUGCGCGAAUUAUAUGCCCUUUUGUGGAUCGUAGAAAAGUCAGGACCGGUUUGUUCGAAUGGCUUGGAAUUUUUACACGAGUUGUUGAGUCAAAACAAUGCAGGAAUGGCUGUAACGUUGAAAGACGUUUCCUUUAACGGAGCAGAUAAAGACGAAAUCACAACGAUUCUAGAUAUUUACGAGAUGCUUCAUGUUAUUCACUCGAAGAGCAUUCCAGCGGAAAGAGAAAUUGUUUAUCAAUGCCUGGCCGACGUUCUCAAGUUUUGUCACGUCAAAGUAGAGACACUGAUGUAUCACCUAUGUACUGCCAUUAGUAACUACGAUCUCGUUAUCGGAAUAGUAAAAACUCGCUAUCGGUCUUCUCAUUUUCUUCAUUUCGUCACCACGUGGCUUCGCUAUCGAAAGAUAUACAGCGACGACGAAGUGCCGUUUAACUCAAGAUCUUUGUUCAAGUCACCUUUCGACGAAACUAUGGAACAAUUAUCGGAAUACGUGGAUUUUCUCAAAUCCGAAGACGAGGAUGAGGCGUGCUCACGAUUGUAUCACGCGGUGAGUACGAUCGUGUCGCGUCUAUAUAUUCUUCAAAUAUAG